Perognathus longimembris pacificus (Pacific pocket mouse) is the source of this 2025-nucleotide messenger RNA. It is a transcript of the gene Arhgap15, whose product is annotated as Rho GTPase activating protein 15. NCBI's taxonomy places the organism in Eukaryota, Metazoa, Chordata, Mammalia, Rodentia, Heteromyidae. Gene Ontology annotation, cellular component: cytoplasm. Gene Ontology annotation, biological process: regulation of GTPase activity; signal transduction. The coding region runs from base 137 to 1564 and encodes 475 amino acids. The transcript is spliced from 14 exons. The record is from RefSeq and is a predicted model, not a curated record.
UUAAACAGCAGCCAACAUAAGCCUACUCUUAUGACAUGUGACUUCACUGCUUUCCGUUUUUUUGAAAGGGUUAUUAACAGGAGCUGAUGGCAGUUUCAGUAACAAAUCAUCACUGAGAAAAGGAAAACACGAUAAUAUGCAGAAAUCUACAAGAGCUGAUACCUCAGCGGAAACACUGAAUUCCACCCACCAAUGCUCUGGAGCUGUUCAAAUGAGAAUCAAAAACACCAACAACCACCAUGACAGGCUGAGCCAAACUAAAUCCAUGAUUCUCACGGAUGUUGGCAAAGUCACUGAACCUAUAUCGCGACACAGAAGGAAUCAUUCUCAGCAUGUCUUAAAAGAUGUCGUUCCUCCAUUGGAACAAUUGAUGGUUGAAAAAGAAGGUUAUCUUCAAAAAGCUAAGAUUGCAGAUGGAGGGAAGAAACUAAGGAAAAAUUGGUCAACGUCCUGGAUUGUUCUUUCUAGUCAAAAAAUUGAUUUUCACAAAGAAUCAAAGCAACAGGCUCUGUCCAAUAUGAAAACUGGACACAAACCAGAAAGUGUGGAUUUGCGUGGAGCAAAGAUUGAAUGGGCCAAGGAAAAAUCAAGCAGAAAGAACGUCUUUCAGAUCACAACAGCAGCAGGAAAUGAGUUCCUUCUACAGUCAGAUAUUGACUUCAUCAUAUUGGAUUGGUUCCAUGCAAUCAAAAAUGCAAUUGAUAGAUUGCCAAAUGAUCCAAGUUAUCCAUCAAGAAAGCUGGAGUUAUUCAAAAUCCAGAGAUCCUCCAGUACUGAAUUGCUAAGUCGCUAUGACAGUGAUGUCAAAGAACAGAAACCAGAGAACCUAAAGUCUUUAAUGUUCAGACUGCAUCAUAGUGCAUCUGGUUCCAGUGACAAAAACCGAGUUAAAAGCAGAUUAAAGAAGUUUAUUACCCGAAGACCUUCCUUGAAAACUCUACAAGAAAAAGGACUCAUUAAAGAUCAAAUUUUUGGCUCUCAUUUGCACACAGUGUGUGAACGUGAACAUUCCACAGUUCCAUGGUUUGUAAAGAAAUGCAUUGAAGCUGUCGAAAAGAGAGGCCUAGAUGUUGAUGGAAUAUAUCGAGUUAGUGGCAAUCUUGCAACAAUACAGAAGUUAAAGUUUAUUGUUAACCAAGAAGAGGAGCUGAAUUUGGACGACAGCCAGUGGGAGGACAUCCACGUUGUCACUGGAGCACUGAAGAUGUUUUUCCGGGAGCUGCCUGAGCCACUCUUUCCUUACAGUUUCUUUGAGCCAUUUGUGGAGGCGAUCAAAAAGCAAGACAACAAUGCAAGAAUUGAAGCUCUAAAGUCUCUAGUACAAAAACUCCCUCUACCAAAUCAUGACACCAUGAAAGUACUGUUUGGACAUCUAAAUAAGAUAGUGGCCAAAGCCUCCAAGAACCUUAUGUCCACACAAAGCUUAGGGAUUGUCUUUGGCCCUACGCUUUUGAGAGCUGAAAAUGAAAUGGGAAAUAUGGCUAUACACAUGGUAUACCAAAACCAGAUAGCAGAGCUCAUGCUGAGUGAGUACAAUACAAUCUUCGGCUCAGAGGAAGACUGACAGAAAAGACAAGUUACUGAAUAUGUUCACAUCUGUCUUGAUGCCUAAUAUUUUUACAUUUCUGUAAACAUAUUUCUGAAGUAUUUUUUUCUUUUCAAGCGACAGAUGCCUCAUUUUGUGAAAACUUAGCGAUGAUUUGUGUUUAAGUUCCAAACAUUUGAAUAAAAUAAUUGACAAUAUUUGCCUAUAUGUGUUCUACAUUAACCCCUUGAGCACAGUAACUGCUAGCACUUGGAGAAUCACGUCCUGUCUGUCUCACACUCUUAGACGUUGUGCAGAGGAGAUGUGUGGUUGUACACAGAUGUACAAAUGUGAACAGGUGACUGUGGCUGAGAGUGUAGAUAUGCAAACACAAACCUGUGCCUUCUACUCCACAUACUUCACCCAUGUUCCACAUGGCAGACCCCAAACAGGUGGGAUGGCAGAAGCUAAAAAUUUUUAAAUAAAAUGAUGAAGAUCAA